CAGGCGGGGAUAAGUCUCUUAUACUCGGAGUUAGAUUGGUUCUCAUCAAAGAUGGAACCCGACUGUUACGGCCGCCCAUGUGGUGCCAACCAAGUGUGUGUACCGGGACUCCUUGCGGACGGGAACAUAAAUGGCUGCUCGUAUGCGUGCCUAAACGUAUCAGGGCCUGUUUGCCCCCUUCCGGAAUGGCUCAGUGGUUCAAGGACACCCGGCUCAGUAAACACUUUCAGUUGUAAUGCAUGGGAAACAGGUGGAGGGACAGCAACAUGCGGCAAAGAUCUGAAGUGGAACGCCACUGUUAAAAGAUGCAGACCCAUUUUAAACCUCCAGUGUCAGAGUGAUGUAGUGUGUGCACCAAUCAAAGCCCAAUGCCGUAGCGGGAGAUGUGAAUGCGGAACUGGCAUGUCAUAUAACUCCACAGACAAUUUAUGCGACGCAACUCCAUGUCUCAACCGCGAAUAUCUCGUUAACGGGGCCAAUCCGGUUUCCGAUUCCCAGCUGUCAGUGUCCUCGGUAUGGGAAAAUAAUGAUCUUGUAUGUGGAACUCUGGGAGAAGAUGGAAUUCGUCCUCGAAUGUAA
Molecule: messenger RNA, 579 nt
Organism: Mya arenaria
Lineage: Eukaryota; Metazoa; Mollusca; Bivalvia; Myida; Myidae
Exons: 6
Coding region: 52-579 (175 amino acids)
Source: RefSeq, a predicted model, not a curated record